Molecule: messenger RNA, 973 nt
Organism: Cornus florida
Lineage: Eukaryota; Viridiplantae; Streptophyta; Magnoliopsida; Cornales; Cornaceae
Exons: 3
Coding region: 193-726 (177 amino acids)
Source: RefSeq, a predicted model, not a curated record
AACCCUAAAACCUCUCAAACAAACCCCCCUGAUAUAUUACUUUCUUUUCACACACGUCCAGACACCAAAUCAACCCUAACCCAGAAGUCUCUUUCCCGACUUCUCUCUGUGUUGUUCGCUUUACCUUCUUCCUUGUUCACUCUCUCUCUCUCAUUUAUUUAUUUACAGCCUAUUUGAGCUUAAAUUUGGGGAAUGGAGGUGGGUAUUUUCAGCUCCGAUGUGGUUGCCAUGGAGAGGAUGAUGUUUUGCUCUGCUGUGGAAGCUGUGGUGGUUGACACCGUUUUGGCUGCACAAAGAUCUCUUGCUUGCCUUUUCAUGACAGGAUCUCUGCUGAAGGAUGUCAACAUGUUGCCUAAAUUUACUGGAAUUGAUGAAAGGUUUCCCAUGGAUCAACUACAUAAAACGAAACAGGUGGUCGACCCUGAAAAUGAAGAUGGUAGUGAUUCGGAUAAUGAUGAUGAAGAUGAUGACGACGACGAUGAUGUAGAGGAGCCAGAAGAUGAUGCAGGCGAUGAUGAUUUCUCAGGUGGAGAAGGUGGGGAGGAUGAUGAUGAAGGGGAUCCAGAAGAAGAUCCCGAGGCAAAUGGUAAUGGUGGCAGUGAUGACGAGGAUGACGAUGAUGACGAUGGCAACGAGGAUGACGACGAUGAGGACGAGGACGAGGACGAAGAUGAGGAGGAAGACGAAGAGGAGGAUGUUCAACCACCCGCUAAGAAGAGGAAGUGAAAGUCGUCGAUGGUUAUUCACUUUCUUUUUCUUUUUUAAUUAUUUUUUUUUCCUGUUCUUGGUUGGUUUAGGAGUAUGUAGUAGGAAAGGGAAGGUUUAGCUUAUCUGUCUUCAUAAAGUAGGAAAUUAACCAUCCCUGUUCAGAAUGAACUUUUCUGCCUGUUGUUGUGUGACAGAUGGUUAUAUGUUCCAUUUUGUAGAAUGGAUUGGUAUUUUAGAAUUUUAUGUUAUGUGACUUUCCAUGGGA